Molecule: messenger RNA, 1952 nt
Organism: Linum tenue
Lineage: Eukaryota; Viridiplantae; Streptophyta; Magnoliopsida; Malpighiales; Linaceae
Source: the annotation of a GenBank genome assembly
UGUUAAUAUAGUUGCAAUAAGGAGACUAAUCCAUCUAACUACUCUCACUUCUCCGGCGACCUCACGACGAAAGCGUCUGUGAGGUUAAAAAAUAAAACCAGAAAAAAAAAACCGCAGAAAAAGGUAAAAAUAUUAUUAUACAAUUAAAAAAAGAGGAACCAAUAUGCCAAGCCCGACGCGUCCGAGUCAAAUCGCUCCGUCCAACUCGUUCUUCCGUCUCCUCGGACGCCAAAUUUCCGUCAUCGCUAUUGCCCCAACCACCAUGAAUUGAAGAUUUUGAUCAACCGAUUCGGCCAUCCAUCGCUUUUUCGCCUCCAGAUCCGGCGCCCUUUCAUCCUCCGCGCACAGCUGGGGUCAAUUUAACGCACCGUCGCCGGAGAAUAAUCGGACAAUAACCAGAAAGAGGAAGAAAUCAGAAUAGAGGAGGAAGAAGAAAAAUGAGUUUUGUUUUCCGCGGGAGCAGAGGUGAAUUGGAUUUAGAAAAUGGGUUUCCUGGAUUCGUCCCUGAGCGCCGAGCAGUGCGAGUUCAUCCGAUUCGGCCGGUUAAUUCCAACUCGCUUGUAUUCCUCGUCACAGUUCUGUUGUUGUUCAUGAUAUUGAACUCACACCAAAUGCCUCCCAAUUUUCUGCUAUGGCUGGUGCUUGGGGUAUUUUUGAUGGCCACAAUCCUGAGGAUGUAUGCAACUUGUCAACAACUCCAAGCUCAAGCGCAAGCUCAUGCGGCCAUCGCCAGUGGGCUACUUGGCCAUACCGAAUUACGGUUGCAUAUGCCACCGUCGAUAGCUCUUGCAAACAGGGGGCGUCUACAGGGCCUCAGACUCCAGCUUGCUGUACUUGAUAGAGAAUUUGAUGACCUGGAUUAUGAAACUUUGAGGGUACUGGAUUCUGAUGUUGUUCCCACCACAUCAAUGAGCGAGGAAGAGAUAGAUGCCCUUCCUGUUCACAAUUAUAAGAUUUCUUGUCCUCAAAGUUCGGUCCCUCUAGUGCAACAAGCAUCAUCUUCCAUUUCCACAGAGCCAAAGAAGCAUCAGGAGACAUCCCAUGGGAUUGGUACCUUGAAGGCUUCAGAAGAUGAACUUACUUGCAGUGUAUGCUUGGAGCAAGUGGAUGUUGGAGAAGUCUUACGUACCCUCCCAUGCUUGCACCAGUUCCAUGCCAUUUGUAUUGACCCAUGGUUGAGGCAACAGGGAACAUGCCCAGUUUGCAAAUACAGGGCAGGAUCUAGCUGGCCUGAAAAUGGACAAAAUCUGGAUGCUGCAUACAUGGUUUAACUUUUAACCUCUGCAUCAAUUGACUCAGUCUACCCCUCCAAAGGAUGUAAAGAGAAAGAGUUCACUGGAGUUCCUAUUGAACAAAGAUGGAAGGUCUGAUUGAAUAGUUACUGUGUCUGUGCCUAACACCGAGGUAAAUCUUUCCCUCAGAUUAGGGCACGCUGCAGAAAGGGUGCGGAUUGAUGUAUUUAGUAACAUCACAACAUUUUGUAAUUUAGAUUAAUCGGGAAGUUGGCAAUCGAAAAUCACCGUUAUUAUAGUAUCUUCAUACUUCUACUGUGAAUUCAAAAUGAUAUCAUACUUGAACGAUCUGGUAGUACAGUUACUGGUAAUUUAUUGACGCGAAUGCUUGCUCUAAGUGAGUCGACAACUACACUUGAGAUUCGAAAUACAACAAUAGAGAUGAACUAAAACUGGGAAGGAAGAGGGAACAUAUCCUUCUUAGACUUCCCUUUACCCUUCCCUCCGCCCUUCUUUGCAUCUAGUUUGGCCUGAAUGCGAGCAGCGGCUGCAGCUUUGGCUUCUUCUCGCUUCUUCUUCUCUUCCUCUUUGACCGCAGCUGCCAUCUCCCUUUGCUUCUUCAGCUCCUCUAGCCUAGCUCUCUCCUGCGAAACACUGCUCAUGCUGGAACCUUUGCGAGGACGGCAAGCCACAAGCUCCACCUCAAAAACAAGAAUUGCA